Protomyces lactucae-debilis is the source of this 1307-nucleotide messenger RNA. RefSeq lists its product as uncharacterized. The coding region runs from base 480 to 1268 and encodes 262 amino acids. The record is from RefSeq and is a predicted model, not a curated record. Lineage: Eukaryota; Fungi; Ascomycota; Taphrinomycetes; Taphrinales; Protomycetaceae. The transcript is spliced from 9 exons.
GCCCUACGGAAAAUUUACCGGAGUGUACCAGAGCCAACCGGCGGAUUACCGUGAGAAACUUUUCAAGCACAGCGGAUUACCGGAGCCAACCGACUUCCAAACUUGCACACCGGAGGAAAACCAGCGGAUAUGGAGAGGCGGAUCACUGAGCCACGCCAAAAGGCAGACAACACACAAGUCAAUCACUGUUAUCAAGUGAUCAGAGGCCAACAUCCGCUCAUAAUCAAAUCUAGAAGCUAUUUAUACUGGAUUCGAUAGCCCUCAGCUACCCAUAAAGAAUGCUUCUGCUCUCGUAAGCGCCGUUCUCGCUUAAGCAGCUUGCCUGCUGCUCUUUUCUUGUCGAGCCCUGUUCUCUCAAAUUGGCCAGUUCAUUCAAGAAGACGGCAAACUGGCACAAUGACCUGCAAUAUGUGUCCUUGCUUGUUGAGAGACUUUGCGCCGCAUGACGAUAUGGUCUUCAAGACCUUGAUGAUCGCAAAAUGCCUGCCGUCAUGUUCAAAGAGACAGAGCAAUUCUCUAUAGCUCAAUAUUGCAUUGUCCGCACGUCGCAUGGCGUCUCUAGAACCGAUAGUCCCUCUACAAAGACACUACGACUCGCAAUGGGACUCUGGCCACGAACGCCAUUGCGCGACGCUACCUGGAACAACAUCACGGCACAUGCACGGUACCUGAUAGACACUCACCAGAUUGUGGUCGAUGCGCAAGGCAAGACGGUCACAUGGCGUCACCGCAACGUUGGGAAGCUCCAGACGGUCAUUCACAAGUUGGAAAAGGCUUUCCCUGUGCUGGGACGAGCUCAUGGACAUUGGAUUGCCUUGACCAUCUACCAGCACCACGCGAAGGUGGUGAAUGAAGCGAAGCGCAAAGCGAAAGUCUACAGAGAGACUACUACUGCUGCUUCUUCCCAAGACGACGAUAACAGCCACGAGCACGACGUUGCCCAUGGAGUGUCAUCUGCUCGCGUCGAUAACGAGAAUACCCGCUGCGAGACACCCGCUUCCAUCUUCUCUGAAGACAAUAUUUUGCAGCUAACUUCGUCUCAGCACAAUCGUCAAGCAAACAAGAUUGCGCAUGUUUCCAAGAAGUCAAGCAAAGAUCGAUCCACCUCCUCGUCUCGCAAGUCUGGAAGAACAUCAAAGCUAUCACGCAGAGCACAGGACGCUGAGCAAGGCAGCGCUAUUAUGACCAAGGCCAAGACUGCAGCAUCACAAGCAAAAACGGCGCACAAGUCUGCCAAGAAGGCCAAGAAAGCGGCAGCACGUCUGUAGUGUGUCGUAGAUGGUCUAGUUGCUACACCUACUGUCGCU